Molecule: messenger RNA, 1098 nt
Organism: Anopheles darlingi
Lineage: Eukaryota; Metazoa; Arthropoda; Insecta; Diptera; Culicidae
Gene: tzn
Product: hydroxyacylglutathione hydrolase, mitochondrial
Exons: 2
Coding region: 106-1011 (301 amino acids)
Molecular function (GO): hydroxyacylglutathione hydrolase activity
Source: RefSeq, a predicted model, not a curated record
GAUUUUAUACCGCAAAACCGGCACAGAUUACAGCUUGCACUUUUGCUUCGAUGAGUUGAGAUCUUAUCAGUCGCUUUUGGUUUUCAUUUUGUUGUAUAUCUUUCGAUGUCGUUCCUGAACUUCCUUCCGCAUCGCAUUUCGCAACGGUUAACAGCAAUCUACUUCACCGCAUCCAGCUUCAGUUUUCAGCGAAGGAGCACCAGCUUUCAGACAACGACCAUGGCGAGCAUGACGGUCAAGAAGAUUCCGGCCCUGAAGGACAACUUCAUGUACCUGGUCGUGUGUAACGAGACGCGGAAGGCAGCGGUAGUAGAUCCGGUUGAACCCGACCGGGUACUGGAGGUGGUCAAGGAGGACGGUGUUCAGCUGAACCAGCUGCUGACGACGCACCACCACUGGGACCAUGCCGGGGGCAACGAGGCUCUUUAUCAAAAGUUCCGUGAAAAUCCGGAAUGGGGCGAGUUGCUUGUGUACGGCGGAAACGAUGAUCGUAUUGACCGUUUGACGAAUCGUGUCGGUCAGGAUGAUACGUUCGAGAUUGGAAAGCUACGGGUACGGUGCCUAUCGACACCUUGUCAUACGACAUCCCACAUCUGUUACUACAUCGAGACGGAUCAGGACCGGGCAGUGUUCACCGGCGAUACGCUCUUCCUUGCCGGUUGUGGUCGAUUCUUCGAGGGAACACCGGAACAGAUGUACGAUGCGCUCAUCAACAAACUGUCGGCUCUACCGGACGAUACGAAGGUGUACUGUGGGCACGAGUAUUCCGUACAGAAUCUCCGCUUUGGAAACACCGUCGAACCGGACAAUGCGGACACGAAAGCGUUGCUGGAGAAGGCACAGGCAGCCGAUUUGGAAGGUCGACGGGCACUGGUACCGUCCACGAUUGGGCAGGAGAAGCGUACGAACGUGUUUAUGCGAGUGGGUGAACCCAGCGUGCAGGCAUUCGUGGGCAAGAGCACCCCACUUGAGACGAUGCAGGCGGUACGUGCCGCUAAGGAUAAGUUUUAGAAACGUGGGGAUGGGUAACGAAAUGAUCGAGAUGUUUGAAUCAAGUACAAUGUGAAUGGUGAAUAUAAAUCAUUGUGAAACAACUUA